CGAGCGCAACCGGCGAGACGGCUGAUCGGGAGGGACCGGCAUGCGGGCGAGGCUCGACAUUUUCUACUCUUAAGGACACCUCAACGCAAAGAUGACCGAGGGCAGACUGUGUCAAGUUCAGCUGCUGGAUGACAGGAAGCUGGAGCUGCUGGUUCAGCCAAAGCUGCUGUCAUACGAACUCGUCGACCUGGUCUCCUCCCAUUUCAACCUCAAAGAGAAGGAAUUCUUCGGACUUGCAUUUUUUAAUGAGAACGGUCAGUGUAAGUGGCUGCAGAUGGACCGCAGAGUUCUUGAUCAUGACUUUUCCAAGAGGCAUGGCUCAAUUGCCCUCAACUUCCUGGUCAGAUUCUAUGUAGAAAACAUAACACAGCUCAAGGACAUCAUAACAGUGGAGUUAUUCUUCCUGAAUGCAAAAUCUGCUGUCUACAAUGGAAUUAUAGAAGUUGAGAGUGAGAAUGUCUUCAAAUUGGCAGCAAAUGCUUUGCAGGAGUCUAAAGGAGACUACACAAGUGAUGAAGCCACACGAGCUGACUUAAAGAAACUGCCCACUCUUCCCACUAAAGUCCUCAAGGAGCACCCAUCACUUGCAUACUGUGAGGAUCGAGUCAUCGACUAUUAUAAACAACUAAGAGGAGUCUCCAGAGGACAGGCCAUUGUGCAGUAUCUGACGCUUGUGGAAUCCUUGCCCACAUACGGUGUCCACUAUUAUGAAGUGAAGGAUAAACAAGGGAUGCCAUGGUGGCUUGGGAUCAGCUAUAAAGGCAUUGGCCAGUAUGAUCUACAAGAUAAGCUGAAGCCUAGAAAGCUUUAUCAGUGGAAGCAACUGGAAAAUUUGUACUUCAGGGAGAAAAAAUUUGCAGUGGAGGUUAAUGACCCACACAGGAGAGCAGUAACCAAACGGACCUUCGGACAGACAGGCCUCCUCAUCCACACUUGGUAUGCGAGCCACUCUUUAAUCAAAACUAUUUGGGUCAUGGCUAUUAGCCAACACCAGUUCUACUUGGACAGAAAACAAAGCAAAACUAAACUCGGGGCCUCGAAAAGCUUGGAGGAAAUCGCCUUGGAUCUCACUGAGCAUCCAGGGGCAAAGAUAAACAAACUUGGAGAGUCAAUCCUGAAAAAUAACUUGAUUACAGCCAGCAAUGGGAGCCUGGUAUCAACAGGAUCUGGAGACUCUGAAAUGAGUGAGGAGCAGAAGAAAGAGAAACUUUCUGAGCUGAGAAAAAAAGAGCAGGAGAUUCAAGAUCUCUUGGCCAAGAAGACAAAGGAACUAAAGAAGAUUUGUUUGAGGGAAGCGGAGCUUACUGGCAAACUGCCAAAGGAGUACCCCUUGUCUUCAGAUGAACGCCCACCACAGGUUAGACGGCGAGUUGGCACUGCUUUCAAGUUGGAUGACCUUUUCCCUUACAAUGAGGAUCCUUUUCUGAGAAAUCUGGAGAGCAGAUUUGCCCUCCAACAGAAGAUAGUGGAGGCUGCUAAAAAGCUGGCAAAUGAGUCAGAACUGUGUAAGACAGUCAAGAAGAAAAGGAGGAGAAACUGUUUAGAUGCUAUGCACAAGCUUCAGCAGAUUGAGAAUGAGAUGAACCAUUACCGAAUCAAGAAGGGGAAAAGGCCCACUCAGCGAGCUUCAGUAAUCAUUGCUGAUGAAAUCAUGCGAUCAGAUUGUAGCUCCUUGUCCAGCCUCCCGUUGGAGGACGAUGACUCGGAUAGCGCUAGUCAGCGGCCACGGUCACGGUCAGUGCAAGACUCCCCUCAGUUCAGUCCAUUACGCUCACUGGGAGCAGAAUACGAUGUGGAGAGGCAAACAUCUCCAAAGGAAAAUAACCAUAACAAAAGAUUAGCUUUUGAAGGCCAAGAGGCUUCCCUCUACUACCACAAACCAAGAGAGGUCUCCUCCACCCACAGUAGCCCUUAUAAAACCCUCCCCAGACCUCCCAGAGACCCCCGCAGCAUGCCUCCCACACCAGUUAUGACCCGCAAUGCCUACAGCAGCAGCCAGCUCAGGUGCGAAGGCUUGCCUCAUGGCUUCAGGGCUCGCAGUGGAAGUUUGGAGUCACAGCCCCAGUUGAGAAAGGACGAAGACCCAGAGAAGCCAGUUUUCACCUUGUCACCAGCCCACCGCAGCAACAGCACAGAGAUGUUGGGGGAUUGCUCUUCCUACACCAGUCAGUCCAGUCUGGACUUCUGCGGGCCUGCCAGUUCCCAAUACAGUACCUUAGAUUCCCGAACCUCCACCAUGCAUCGUCUCCACCGCAAUGUGGAAGUGUAUGGAAAUACAGGGAGCAUGCCCAACCUGGUGCAGCACCAUUCAGGGUGUAGUUACGCCUGUGAGACCUCAGCACACUAUGCACCCAGUGCCUACUACGUAUCCGGCUGUCCAUGUCCAGACAUGGAGCCUUACGCUAAUGGUUCCUAUGUGUAUGAGAGUGACGUAGAAGGCCACUACAACGUCAACCCCUCGUAUCAAAUGAACGGCUAUCACGGACAUGACAGAUUCAGGCAUUACGGCUCUGACCGAGCUGACGGCCUUUCCCAGAAUCCCUACGCGACGGUGAGGCCGCCACGGAGCAGGGAGGGACCCAGAAAUGAACUUUUGGCAAAGAACAUGCAGAAGGCUAUGGUAGCAGAACAUCUGAGAGGGUGGUACCAUCGGAACCGUGUCCCCAGAGAAGGAGAGCGAGCGGGAUAUGACUUUGACUGUGGCUCUCAGCUCAGCCUAGGCUACCAGACCAUGCCGGCGGCAUUCAGCCAUUCCAGCAGGACAACCUCUUUCUCAUCAGUGUCCUCAGUGGAGAGCGCAGGGAACUGGCGCAACCAGCUGGCAGUUGGCCUGACUGACUACGACACACCCAACAUACCUCAGUACUCUCAACACGCAGUUCCUUCGUCGCCAUAUAAUCGCAGCCCCACACACAACAGAUUUUACCUGGGCAACAGCUACACGAGCAUCCAGUGAUGACUACCAAACAACAUUUUUGGAACACAAAAAAAAGCCAUGGCCAGCAAGCGCAUGAAGAGGAUGACAAUUAAACACAGGCUUUCCAUUCUAUGACUAACCUCUGAACCCAGGGUGCCUUCGAUCGGGUGGAUUGUAGAGGCAAGACUUUGUCUCGAAAUUUCAAAAUGUUGCACAACCCCGCUGGCUUGUACUUGAGGUAUAAAAGAAACAAUUUGUUUGCAUUGAAUCUAACAUAAACAUGAACUAGCUGCUGUCUUAUGCUGAACAGCAGGUUAAAAAAAAAAAUCACCUGUUCCAUAAAAUCAGUCUUAAUUGGAUGAUUCAGACUGUGAAUGUCACACUUAAUGUGAUCGUUCAUAAGAGCAGACCAUGUACAAGUAGAAGAAUUUCCUUCCUUCCAUUCUUUAAACCUGGAAUCUGAAUGUAUUGUCAAUAAUGUUAAUAGUUAGUCUUUUGUCAGUUAGUGCUGUGAUGUGAUUGAACGUGCAUGUGGAGAAAGUCUGUUUUGAUAAGAACUUUGAUAAGAACCAGACCACUGCCAUAAAAAACAAAUUUGUUUUCUCACACAUUUGUACAGCCUGUGCAUAGUUCUGAGUAUCUUGUGAUGUGUCAUGAUGAAAUAUUUUCCACUGCGAAGAAGGAUUAAUAAAUAAUUGUGCAACUC
Messenger RNA from Phycodurus eques (leafy seadragon), 3623 nucleotides. RefSeq names its product FERM domain-containing protein 4B-like. Gene Ontology annotation, biological process: establishment of epithelial cell polarity. NCBI's taxonomy places the organism in Eukaryota, Metazoa, Chordata, Actinopteri, Syngnathiformes, Syngnathidae. The record is from RefSeq and is a predicted model, not a curated record. Gene Ontology annotation, cellular component: adherens junction; bicellular tight junction; cytoskeleton.